AUGGUGCUGGUAUGCCCUCACAACCUCUGCGGACUUGGUGGUUCGACUCAAGGCAUGUUUGCUCACAGGGCUGUCGCGAUUGGUCAACCUGCAAGGGGCCGUACUGUUCGUCAGCUUCCGAGUGAGAUCUUGUCAGGCUAA
Fusarium pseudograminearum CS3096 is the source of this 141-nucleotide messenger RNA. RefSeq lists its product as uncharacterized. The record is from RefSeq and is a predicted model, not a curated record. Bases 1 to 141 code for a protein of 46 amino acids. NCBI's taxonomy places the organism in Eukaryota, Fungi, Ascomycota, Sordariomycetes, Hypocreales, Nectriaceae. The transcript is spliced from 2 exons.